GCCCAUCCGACCAACCCCAUAGCUGCCCCAAAAACCACUAUGUGGUUGGUGAAAACCACUCUCUCUCUCUCUUAAAAAAACCACUCCUAAACCCACCACCCACCCACUACCAAAUCCUUAAAAAAAAACUUUAAAACCCCAUCAUCCCAUCACCCCUCUCCUCCGCUCUACCCUCCCGGAUCCCCAAAUCACCACCUAACCAUGUCGACCGAACUGCCGCCGCAGACGGAGGCGCCACCGCCCAACUUCUGGGGAGACAUGCCGGAAGAAGAAUACUACACAUCCCAAGGCGUCACCAACACCAAAUCCUAUUUCGAAACCCCCAACGGCAAAAUCUUCAACCAAUCGUUCCUACCCUUGGAUCGACCCGUAAAAGGCACCGUAUUCAUGACCCACGGGUACGGAUCUGAUACGGGUUGGCUCUUCCAGAAGAUCUGCAUCAAUUACGCCACGUGGGGCUACGCUGUCUUCGCCGCCGACCUCCUCGGACACGGCCGAUCCGACGGAAUCCGAUGCUACCUCGGCGAUCUCGAAAAGAUCGCCGCCACGUCGCUGUCGUUUUUUGUGAGUGUUCGACGCAGCGAAGAGUAUAAGGAUCUGCCCGCGUUCUUGUUCGGCGAAUCUAUGGGCGGCGCCGCCACCAUGUUGAUGUACUUCCAAUCGGAGCCUGACACGUGGACUGGCUUGAUUUUUUCUGCUCCACUGUUCGUCAUUCCCGAGAACAUGAAACCAUCCAAGGUUCAUCUGUUCAUGUAUGGACUACUAUUCGGGCUGGCAGACUCAUGGGCUUUAAUGCCGGACAACAAGAUGGUGGGAAAGGCAAUCAAGGACCCAGAGAAACUAAAGAUCAUAGCAGGAAACCCUAGGCGAUAUACUGGGAAGCCGAGGGUUGGGACGAUGAGGGAAAUAGCCAGGGUGUGCGAGUACAUACAGAGCAACUUCCACAAGGUGACAACUCCGUUCCUAACAGUGCACGGGACAGCUGACGGCGUAACGUGCCCGACAAGCUCCCAAUUGUUGUAUGAGAAGGCGGCGAGUGAAGACAAGACAUUGAAGAUGUAUGAGGGAAUGUACCACUCCUUGAUACAAGGGGAGCCAGAUGAGAAUGCUAACAUUGUGUUGGGGGAUAUGAGGGAGUGGAUUGAUGAGAGAGUGGAGAGGUAUGGGUCCAAAAUGUAAUAAUGGUAAAAUAUAUAAUAGAUAUGGUAAUUAAGAGGAUAAGAUGGGUUGUUUGGUUCUGAAUGAAGAAUUUGGGUCAGAUUUUGAUGUCAAUGUACUUUGUGUCAGAUUCUGGUCAGUCUGGUAUAUUGGGGAAGAUGAGCCCAUGAAUUGGUAACGAUGACUGUUGUGUUGUGAAGUGUUAAUUGAUACGUGAUUCUUCAUUUGUAAUAAGUUGGUAACUAUAAGGGAUCACUUUCCCACUUUUAAUUUCUGUUUAUUUAUUUGUGUUAUGCUAUAAAUUGCUCAUUUGACUUCC
Camellia sinensis is the source of this 1477-nucleotide messenger RNA. RefSeq names its product lysophospholipase 2 (gene LYSOPL2). NCBI's taxonomy places the organism in Eukaryota, Viridiplantae, Streptophyta, Magnoliopsida, Ericales, Theaceae. The record is from RefSeq and is a predicted model, not a curated record.